AUCAGAAUGGACCUGCAUUGCAGCCUGAGCUAGAGCAGCAAGAAAACGCAGUCCAGUAAGGCACUGAACUUGAAAAUAUUGAAAUAACGGGGGAAGCCUUGGUUUUUACUCAAAGAAGCACUUCAUGAACAAGUAUGGUUUCAUUGCCGUCUUGUGUUCAGUAGUCAAUUACCAUUUGGAAUAGUUUGUCCUGGUUGAACACAUUAGUUUAAAGUUUUCCCGGAAUCAAAGCUGAAGCUUAUUCGCAGUCAGCUGCAAGUUGCUCGUGGUUAUAUUGAGAAAUCAAGCAAUUUAAGGAAGAUACUAACUUUACCCCCUGGCCCUGGCCAUCUCACCGCUAUAUCUACCGCAACAGUGGAGGCCGUGGCCGUGUGUGAACAGAACAUUCCUUUAGCUCAGCCAACUGACACUCCGCUUCUGCAACCUAUGAUUUCAUUUGCGCCUUUGAAAACAACUGAAGAAGAUAUCAAGAAAGCAGCUGCUGCUGCCGUUGCUGCUAAGCUUGCUGCUUCAACAUCUUCUUCUCAGAUGCUUACCUCGGUACUUUCGUCCCUUGUUGCUGAAGAAGCCGCUUCUCUUAAUGGUAGCUUAAAGUAUAGUGGGUCCGCAUUGGGAUUAUCAGUGUUUCCUCCUGAAAAGUGCCUUAAACUUGAGAAACUGAUCCCUGCGUCUGAUGCAAGCAAUUUGGACAUGGGAAUUGUGGCUUAUUUUGGCACGCCACAGAAGCAACCAAUCAAUAGUGUGGCACUUGCACCAUCGAAUGGUAUGAAACCAAUGUCCCAAGGCAACCAGAUUCAAACUCUCAUGCCUUCUGCUCCUCCUACUUCCCCUCCACCUCAAUCUCCUGCAAUUCCAGCAGCAAGUCAAUGCAUGCAGUUGAGUGGUAUGAUGGUAGGGUUAAUGACUUAUGGUUACGGAGCAAACACGCUGCCACCUCCACCUCCUUUACCCCCACAUAUGAGGCCUUGCUUAUCAGCGGGCACAGCCUCAGUCUCAGGCUCAGCAGCAACCAACCACUGGAUCAUCAUCACUUAACCCAUUAGCUGUGCUGACUAACAUGGUUUAGCCAGAUGUUCUAAAAUGUUGCAUGGGUGCAUCAACUCCCAUUUUAGUACACACUAGGACAGGACCUGUAUGUUUAUGUACCAAAGGCCAUGGUCUCACACAUUUAAGUGGG
This is a messenger RNA of Hibiscus syriacus, 1177 nucleotides long. RefSeq lists its product as uncharacterized. NCBI's taxonomy places the organism in Eukaryota, Viridiplantae, Streptophyta, Magnoliopsida, Malvales, Malvaceae. The transcript is spliced from 2 exons. The record is from RefSeq and is a predicted model, not a curated record. The coding region runs from base 427 to 1035 and encodes 202 amino acids.